Molecule: messenger RNA, 930 nt
Organism: Erythranthe guttata (spotted monkey flower)
Lineage: Eukaryota; Viridiplantae; Streptophyta; Magnoliopsida; Lamiales; Phrymaceae
Source: RefSeq, a predicted model, not a curated record
ACCUAAAUUCUUCAUAUUCUGCUGCAAAGGAAUAUCAAAAGGAAAAAAAAAACCCUCCACAUUUCAGAAGCAACUGUUAAGAUCUUGUCAUUCCAUUUUCAUUAUUUCGUUAUCGAAAAUCUGCGUUCUAAAUAUUGUUAAUACAGUUCAAUGUUUUGAAGUUGUGUUUGUUAUUCCAUUGUUGUAGGUACCAUGUCGAGGCCUCGAACAAGGAAUCAACGUAGCUUGGAAAGAAUUAACAAUGCCGGUUGGCCGUACGAGUACGACGAGUGUAUGAUCGAUGCGGCUGCAACAUUUGCUUCGGAGGUUGAAACAUUGGAGGACCCCGAGGUGUACGAAGAAUGCUUGUUCGAAGUCUACAUCACUUUGUGCUUCCAAUUCGCACGUAACUUCGACGACAUUGCUACGAAGUGUAGGAUGAACAGGCUUAGGAACCGGUACUUUGCCUUCAAAGAUUACAUUGCACAGGACGUAGUAACCUACGAUGUUCGAACGGGAUCGUUGACGGUGGACAGGAGCAUGUGGCCACUGGAUCGAAAGGAGACGGAGGAAGAGAGGACAUUUAGAAUCAACCGCUUUCCAUUGUACGAAGAUUGCCACUUCGUGUUUGACGUGAAACAGGCCCCAGAAGUCAAGUUUCGCGGGCUCGUGGGAUAUGAUCCAGAACUUCCCCUCGUCAUCGGCGAUGAAGUGGAUGAUGAUGGAGUUGUUGCUCCUCAGGUUGUUGCUCCUCAGCCAAAUCCACCCCAAGUUGUGGAUCCCCACUAUGCGAUCUACUUAGACGAUCUGUACGAUCGAAUCCGAAACGAAGGUCGUGUGAACGUUGCUAACAACAACAAUGCGAAUGAAGAGGCUCGGAACGAGGGUUACGAACCAGCCGUCAGUUUCAGUGACGAAAUUGAGGAAGCAAAUGACUCCGACGGUGUUUAA